GCUGAGUUCAGUUUGAAUUUAGCUGAGCCAACAAACACUUCUCUAAUUGCUACCUUUACGAAAAAAACAAUAUAGAGAUCUACCUACUAAGCCUGUGGAGAAUACGAAAUAUUCUAAUGUAUAUUGUAGCAAUUCUUGUUUUGAAUAUAUUUUUGCUUGCAUACGAAGCUGUUGCUAAUGGCGACAUCGAGUACUGCAAACUCGGUUGCGCGGACCCAGGCAAAAAACAUGCCGUUUGUGCCAAUAGAAAGCAGAAACUGAUUGAGAAUUGUCCAGCUGAUACUAAGAUUAUGCCAUUAGAUCAACUCCAAAGUAUCAUAUUACAAUUGCACAAUGAACGACGUGAAUUUGUGGCAAGCGGCAGAGAUGAAAUGCUACCGCCCGCAGCACGUAUGGGUGAACUGUUUUGGGAUGAAGAAUUGGCCGACUUAGCUGAAUAUAGCGUUAGACGUUGUCUUAUCAGUGAUCCGCACUGUUACACGACACCAAGCUUACCCAAUCCAGGACGUAGUGCAACUAUAUUUAAGUACGAGGCAAAAGAAGACACAUUUGCGGAGCUGGUGCCGACACGCAUAAUCGAAUGGCUGGAAACGUCGAGAGAAUGUACAGCGGAAAUGGCAGCUUAUUUUCCAGAGAAUCCAGAAGGACAUGUCGAAUUCUUCGGUCGUGCCAUUACGGAUAGUAACAAUCAAGUUGGUUGUGCGGCAUCGGAAUGGAUAAAGAAAUCAGAUAAAUUGUUUCUAUUAGUUUGUCUUUACACGAAUGACGUCGAAUCGGGUAAGCGUUUGUAUAAAUUUGGUCGUCCUGCGUCGCGUUGUCUAUCGGGUACCAGUAGUCAGUAUAAAAAUUUAUGUAGCAGCAAGGAAGACUAUAACGUCACAGAUUCGGAUCAUGCACGUAGAAGAAUGCCGGACAUGAGUUCUUUUAUCACGAAAAGUGGUCCAAAUUACGAUGCACCCGAGGGAAGUCUUUGGCAAUUAGUCAUGUGAAUAGAAAGUGGAACACAAAAAGUUUGAUAUUUCUUAUAAAUCGCAUUAUAUAUUUUAUGUAUGUUAUAUUUGUAUAUUUCAAGAAAGAAAUUGUUUAUACACAGACUACAGUUUUUAUGCUAUCGAUCAC
Molecule: messenger RNA, 1119 nt
Organism: Zeugodacus cucurbitae (melon fly)
Lineage: Eukaryota; Metazoa; Arthropoda; Insecta; Diptera; Tephritidae
Product: scoloptoxin SSD552
Exons: 3
Coding region: 117-989 (290 amino acids)
Source: RefSeq, a predicted model, not a curated record